This is a messenger RNA of Clonostachys rhizophaga, 1560 nucleotides long. The record is from the annotation of a GenBank genome assembly. NCBI's taxonomy places the organism in Eukaryota, Fungi, Ascomycota, Sordariomycetes, Hypocreales, Bionectriaceae.
AUGGCCGAGUCAAAGAAAGUAGCACCCCCUCGGGAUGAAGAAGAGGAUGAUCAGCGAGAUUGGAAACAGCCUGAGGCUAUUGCGAAUGCUUUUGCCGGUGAGGAUGGGCCGCCAAAUCCAUGGGGCCGCGGCCACUUGCAGCUUUACUUGGCAUGUCUCUUGAUUUACCUGUGCUCUACGAUGAAUGGCUAUGAUGGCUCGCUGAUGGGCUCAAUCAACGUCAUACCGGAUUACCAUAAUUACUACGGCUUGGAAGAAGGCGGGACUUCUACUACAGGCCUGGUAUUUUCUAUAUGGAACAUUGGUCAAAUCGCAGGAGCUCUGUUUACCUGGCUCUGCGACUGGAGAGGGCGUAAGCGGACACUCCUGGUCAGCGCAUUCGGCGUCGUCUGCUCUGCCGUCUUUACGGCCUUGGCACCCACAUUGCCUGCUUUCAUCGGCGCUCGGUUCCUCAUCAGUUUCUUCUCAACCAUCACUUGUCUGGCUGCCCCAGUACUCCUAGUUGAGAUCGCUCCGCCGCUGCAUCGUGCCACCGUUGCGGGAGUUUACAAUACUCUAUACUACAUGGGAAGCAUUAUCGCCACAUUUGCCAUGUAUGGCGCCAAUCUUCACCUGCAUGGGAACGCGAAGUGGCGGCUUCCAUUAUGGUUGCAAAUACUGUGCCCGGGCAUAGUCUGCAUCGGGGGUUGGUUUCUUCCUGAGAGUCCUCGUUGGCUUGUCGCACAAGGACGGAUCGACCAAGCCCGUGAUUUCAUCGUGAAGUAUCAUGCAAACGGGGACGCUACGCACCCUAUUGUCGCUAUUGAAAUGCACGAGAUCGAACAAUCGCUUGUCGAAACGAGAGGGCGCUCAGCAUGGGCUUGCUUCGAUGUGCGUACGUUGUUCAAAUCCCGCGCUCGGCUGUAUCGAGUAAUGCUCGUGAUUUCCAUGGCGUGGUUUGGGCAGUUUUCUGGGAACAACGUGGCGAGUUAUUACCUGCCCAUGAUGAUUAAGAAUGUGGGAAUCAAGUCGACAAACAUGGCGCUAUUGCUAAAUGCCAUCUACGCAGUGACGGGAUGGGUAGCUGCAACCAUCGGAGCUCGUCUUCAUGACGUCGUCGGCCGGAGAAAGAUGUUUAUGGCUUCAUGCUUGGGAAUGUCUGUGUCGUUGGCCAUCAUGGCUGGAACAGCAGCAGAGUACGAGAGAUCUGGAAGCUCGGCAAGCAGUUCGGCCAGCAUCGCUUUCAUCUUCGUAUUCGGGGUUAUCUUUGCCGUCAGUUUCACUCCGAUGCAACCGAUAUAUCCCGCCGAAGUGCUCGCGAAUGAUAUGCGAGCAAAUGGGAUGAUGGUUUACAAGUUGACUGCUGGAUGUGCCAGCUUUGUCAACACUUUUGCAGCCCCUGUGGCAAUGGCCAACAUCAAAUACUGGUUCUACGUAUUCUUUGUCUUCUGGGACCUGUUUGAGUUCGUAUUUGUGUACUUCUUCUUUGUCGAGACCAAGGGCCGUACUCUUGAAGAGCUCGAUAGAGUGUUUGAGUCCAAGAACCCCCGGAAAACGAGCACUCGCAAAUUGUCGUCUUAG